GUUUACGUACAACUGUUAGUCGAUACGGUCGUGUCUCUUGCAAACUAAGGAGCAAUGUUAACUUUAGUAUUAUUCGGUGUAGUAAUUAUUUUGUUGUCAUUGAUUUACUACUGGGCGUAUGAAAAACAAAACUUUUGGAAAGUGCGUAGCAUACCGCACAUCAGGUCACCACUUUUGUUGGGACAUUUCUACAAAACUGUCCUACUGAAAGAGAGCAACACAAGUGCAUUAAGUUAUUUAUACAACCAUCCAGAUGCUAUUGGCAAGCCAUUCGUUGGCAUCAACGUUUUUCAUAAGCCGACAGUUCUGUUACGCGACCCUGACCUGAUCAAACGGAUUUUAAUAACAGAUUUCCAACAUUUUCCGAACCAUCAUACCGGCGCUGAUCCAGUACACGAUCCGAUUGGCGGUCAAAGUUUAUUUCAAAUAAAAACUCCGCAAUGGAAGGAGCUGCGCGUGAAACUAUCACCGACAUUUUCGAGUGGGAAGAUGAAGCAAAUGUUCUACAUGGUGGAGAAUAUUGCAAAUAGCCUCCGCGAGACCGUUGAUGGAUUGGUGAAAGGCGGUGCACCUGAUGUAGAGAUGCGUUCUUUAUUGGCAAGAUUUACAAUUGAUUCCAUAUCGAUUGUCGCUUUUGGAACGGAGUCCGGUUGUCUGAAAAACCCGCAAACGUCUGAGUUCUUGCAAAUGGCAAAGAUUUCAUUUCAAAAUCGAUACGUGGAUAAAGUGGCGGGGCAGCUACUAUUUUUCUUGUCCAAUUUCUUCAAAGUCUUGAGAGUGAAGACGUUCCAUCCGGUGUUCGAAGCAUUUUUACGACGUUUGUACGACGAAGUGAUGAUCGACAGAAUGAAAAGUGGUGAAACUCGAAACGAUUUGAUUGAUGCAUUGAUUGCACUGAAAAAGGCCAAAGUUGGCAAAGGCGAACUGGUAAUGUCCGAUGACAUUCUCAUUGCACAAGCGGCUGUUUUCUUUUUCGCCGGUUUCGAGACCUCGACGUCGACGCUCGAAUUUUUCUUUUACUUAAUCGCAAAACAUCCAAAAAUUCAAACUAAAAUUCGUCAAGAGAUACUCGAAGCUUUGGCGAAGCAUGGAAAGAUGAAUUAUGAACUGAUUGCGAAUGACUUGCCGUAUUUAACUGCAACUCUCAAAGAAACGUUACGGCUGUAUCCAAUUCUACCAUUCCUUGACAGAGAGUGCGAUGCUAUGGAAGGCUAUUCGAUGGAACCGUACAGUUCAUUUAAAAUUCCACGAGGAAUGCCAGUCUAUAUACCAAUUUAUAAUCUACAACGAGAUCCAGAGUACUUCCCAGACCCCGACCAUUUCAUUCCAGAACGAUUUUAUUCAAAUAAUGGAACAACCAAUGAAUUUCUGUGGUUACCGUUCUCUAAUGGACCAAGGAGUUGUAUCGGCGAACGUUUCGCGAUGAUGCAAAUGAGGGUCGCUAUUGUGAGUCUACUAAAAUCGUAUUCCGUGGAAUGUACUGACGGUUCACCGAAAAGCAUUGAGCUCGACAAAGAGGGAGCGUUACUACAUAAUAAGCAGUCGAUAACACUGAAAUUCGUUGCUGUUUCGUAAUUCGUAACUCUAUUUGCGCUUGUAAUUUUCUAAUCGGAAUUGAUUUUUCAUCUACUAAUAAAGGACUGGUCUCUUAUA
Messenger RNA from Bradysia coprophila, 1653 nucleotides. RefSeq lists its product as uncharacterized. Gene Ontology annotation, molecular function: monooxygenase activity; heme binding; iron ion binding. Lineage: Eukaryota; Metazoa; Arthropoda; Insecta; Diptera; Sciaridae. The record is from RefSeq and is a predicted model, not a curated record.